This is a messenger RNA of [Torrubiella] hemipterigena, 898 nucleotides long. The record is from the annotation of a GenBank genome assembly. NCBI's taxonomy places the organism in Eukaryota, Fungi, Ascomycota, Sordariomycetes, Hypocreales, Clavicipitaceae.
GUCAUUGAAGGAUUCAAGUAUAUAUAACAGGUUCUCUGCGUCUCCUAAUUGUCCCCAAAAGAAUGACCAAUUACAAAGACACCAAAGCCAUUCAAUAUGAAGACUUCUUACCAUCUCCCUGUUCUAGCGCUGGCUUACACGGGCGCCGCUGACAACAUCAGCAAUGUAACGGUAGACCCAGCAACUUACAACGCCACUUCAUCCGUGUCCAUCUCUGGCUACAACGUCUCCAGCAAUGACACAGGCGCUCACUCCUACUGGACUAUCACCAGUGGCCUCGUUGACCAGCCGAAGCAGGUGCUCAACGUCAUCACGCUCCAGGACGCGGAUCUCAAGGCCGGCAACCAGGACUGGGAAGUCUGCAUCGGCGUAUACUGGGGCAAACGCAGAAAGGAUACCAAGCCAGUGCCAAAGGACUGCACUGGCUUCUUGAGUGACAAGUGCAUCGAGGGGCUCAAGAAGACGGGCUCCAAGGGCGACGGUGCAGGCUGCUCGCUGCAAACUGUGCCUGCUGAAUGCGAGCUUACCGAUGGCGUUAACUCACAUUACCGUGGAACGGAGCUGGCUUAUGUGACAGACGGCCGCCUCACGCUCACCAGCUCAAGCCGGGAGAAGACGGGCAAUGGCACCGCCGAGUACGAUAGCUAUGUUGGCAACGUCACCGUUGUGUCUACCUACUGGUCGUACAACCACACCGGAAAGCCACUGGGCGAUGUCCAGCUCAGUUGUAUGGGAUUUGACAGCUUCAAAGAGGGCAGCAGAAACGCGACGGCCGUUUUACCGGCUGCGUCUUCGGCACCAGCUAUCAAGAUGUCACUGUGGUUGGUGGGUAUUGCUGCGCUGCUAGUGGCACUUUGAACGGGAAGCAUAUUAUGUAAUUAGUGUUUUGAAUACCUUA